Messenger RNA from Helianthus annuus (common sunflower), 1263 nucleotides. RefSeq lists its product as uncharacterized. The record is from RefSeq and is a predicted model, not a curated record. The coding region runs from base 1 to 1263 and encodes 420 amino acids. Lineage: Eukaryota; Viridiplantae; Streptophyta; Magnoliopsida; Asterales; Asteraceae. The transcript is spliced from 2 exons.
AUGGUUAUGGAUAAUCAUAUUCAGGUUUGUGCUAUAACUGAGACGCAUGUGGAAGCUUCAAAGGUUUAUGAUGUUUGUAAAAAAGUCUGUCGCACUUGGAAUUGGACCGAUAAUGGUAGUUGCUGCACUAAAGGUAUGAGGAUUAUAGUAGGUUGGGAUGCUAAUUUAGUUGAUGUUAUGGUUCUUGAUCAAUUUAACCAAGUAGUCCAUACGCAAGUUGUUUUUAAACCAGACCAGAAAUCUGUAUUCUGCUCUUUCGUUUAUGCUGAGAAUCAUUAUAAAAAUCGAAGACAAUUGUGGGAUAGUUUAAAGGUUCAUCAAGCUUUUGUCCAUGAUAAGCCGUGGGUUGUUUUGGGAGACUUCAAUACGUCGUUGUAUCUGGAGGAUCACUUUACAAGUUCUUUAAGAAUCGAUAUUGGUAUGACGGAAUUUAAAGAUUGUGUGAACAACAUAGAGGUGUUUGAUAUGAAUAGUUCUGGAAUGCAUUAUACCUGGUCGAAUAAACAGCAAAAAGACCGAGUUGUGUAUAAGAAAAUCGAUCGUAUUAUGGGGAAUAUGAAGUUUAUUGACGUUUUUCCGGCUGCCGCGGCUUGUUUCCAUCCGUGGAGAGUCUCUUAUCAUACCCCAUGUAUUCUAGUGUUGCCGAACAUUCAGAGAGACAAACCUAAGCCAUUUAAGUUUGUCAAUCUUUUGACUCGUAAAUUGGGGUUCAUCGAUGUGGUUAAGAAUAUCUGGAGUACCAAGGUGGAUGGGUAUUACAUGUUCCAGGUUAUCAAGAAACUAAAGUUACUUAAAACACCUAUGCGGAAGCUUCUACUCCAACAAGGUAAUAUUCAUGAAAAAGUUAAGAAGGUGAGGAAACAAUUAGAUGAAUGCCAAAAGCUAAUUGAUGCGGACCCGGGAAAUGAGGAGUUAAUGUUGCAGAAUGAGCAUAUUCUCCAAAAUUAUAAGGAAGCGCUGAAUGAUGAAGCUUUAUUUCUUCAACAGAAGUCGAAGGUGGAUUGGAUUUCGUUGGGGGACUCGAACACAAAAUUCUUUCAUAACGUCGUUAAAGCUAAGAACCAUCGAAGUAGAAUCUUUGCAGUUAGGGAUGCUAAUGGAAAUCUGUUUGAAGGUGGUAUGGCUCCGCAAGCGAUGGUGGAUCAUUUUUCGAAUUUUUCGGUAAGGAAACUGUUAGAAGAAUUUGGAAAAUCUGCAGAAAAUUCGAUCAGAUUGAGUUUCCAAAAUUUGCUAGCAAAAUUAACAAUUUCGCAGCAAAUUUAA